AUGGGCUCCAUCAGUGCAGCAAAUGCCGAAUUUUGUUUUGAUGUAUUCAAAGAGCUCAAAGUCCACCAUGCAAACGACAACAUCUUCUAUUCGCCCAUGAGCAUCAUUGUAGCAUUGGCCAUGGUUUAUCUAGGAGCAAGAGGUAACACAGAGUAUCAGAUGGAAAAGGUUCUUCACUUUGACAAAAUUGCAGGACUUGGAGGAACUAUUCAGACUAAGUGUGGCAAGUCGGUGAAUAUCCAUGUGCUAUUUAAAGAACUUCUCUCUGACAUCACUGCACCAAAAGCCAAUCAUUCACUUCACAUUGCCAACAGACUCUAUGCUGAAAAGACAUCUCCAAUCCUACCGAUCUACUUAAAAUGUGUGAAGAAACUGUACAGAGCAGGUCUGGAAAUGGUCAACUUCAAAACAGCAUCAAAUCAAGCCAGACAGCUCAUUAAUUCUUGGGUGAAAAAUCAGACAAAAGGACAGAUCCAAGAUUUCCUUGAACCAGGCUCUGUUCAUCCUGAUACUAUGCUGGUCCUUGUGAAUGCUGUUUACUUCAAAGGGAUAUGGAAGGCAGCAUUUAAAGAAGAACGCACUCAGGAAUUUCCCUUCAGCGUGACAAAGCAAGAAAGCAGACCUGUGCAAAUGAUGUGUCAGAACAGUACCUUCAAAGUGGCAACCGUGGCUGCAGAGAAAAUGAAGAUCCUGGAACUUCCGUACACCAGUGGGGAGCUGAGCAUGUUGGUGCUGUUGCCUGAUGAAGUCUCUGACCUGGAGCAGCUCGAGAACAAAAUCAGCUUUGAAAAACUUACAGAGUGGACCAGUCCUAAUGUGAUGGAAAAGAAGAGAGUGAAAGUGUGCCUCCCACGCAUGAAGAUUCAGGAAAAAUAUAACCUCACAUCUGUCUUCGUGGCCUUGGGUAUGACCGACCUGUUCAGCCCUUCAGCCAAUCUGUCUGGCAUCUCUUCAGCAAAGAGCCUGAAGAUAUCUGAGAUCAUCCAUGCGGCUUACAUGGAAGUCAAUGAACAGGGCACAGAAAUGGCAGGCUCAGCAGGGGUGAUGGGAGAUGUCAAAAAUUUCCCUGAGUUUGAAGAGUUUAGGGCUGACCACCCUUUCCUUUUCUUGAUCAAACACAAUCCAACCAACAUCAUCCUCUUCUUUGGUAGAUACUGUUCCCCCUAA
Mesitornis unicolor (brown roatelo) is the source of this 1167-nucleotide messenger RNA. Its product is annotated as ovalbumin-related protein X-like. Gene Ontology annotation, molecular function: serine-type endopeptidase inhibitor activity. Gene Ontology annotation, biological process: negative regulation of endopeptidase activity. The transcript has 7 exons. The record is from RefSeq and is a predicted model, not a curated record. Lineage: Eukaryota; Metazoa; Chordata; Aves; Mesitornithiformes; Mesitornithidae. Bases 1 to 1167 code for a protein of 388 amino acids.